This is a messenger RNA of Nezara viridula (southern green stink bug), 479 nucleotides long. NCBI's taxonomy places the organism in Eukaryota, Metazoa, Arthropoda, Insecta, Hemiptera, Pentatomidae. The record is from the annotation of a GenBank genome assembly.
CACUCGUUCUGUUCGUUCGUGCCUCGUGGCUUCUUCUCUUCUCGCAGGAAUUAUCUGCAGCAUUUACUGUGUUAUUUAGUUAAUUACCUGUUAAGAAACUAUUCUUGAAGAAACAUGUCUUACCACAUCAAGGAUGCUGAUGACUUGCAGAACAAGUUGAAAGAAGCCGGAGAUAAUUUGGUGGUUAUAGAUUUCCACGCGACAUGGUGUGGACCUUGCCGUAAAAUUGGACCAAAAUAUGAGGAAUUCGCCGGUUCUUAUCCCGAUGUGAUGUUCCUUAAAGUUGAUGUUGAUGAAUGUGAAGACAUUGCUGCCCAGUAUGAAAUUUCAGUGAUGCCCACAUUUAUUUUUGUCAAGAAUGGUAAAAAGAUUGAGGCAUUCUCUGGCGGGAACGAAGACAAACUUAAGGAAGUGAUCUGUCAACUUAAAUGAGGCUAUUAAAUUUUUUUUUACCAGUAUUACAUGCUUGAAAGUUUAAC